Messenger RNA from Closterium sp. NIES-65, 549 nucleotides. Lineage: Eukaryota; Viridiplantae; Streptophyta; Zygnematophyceae; Desmidiales; Closteriaceae. The record is from the annotation of a GenBank genome assembly.
AUGGGGGUGAUGGGGGUGAUGGGGGUGAUGGGGGUGGUGGGGGUGAUAAGGGUGAUGGGGGUGAUGGGGGUGAUAGGGGUGAUGGGGGUGAUGGGGGGUGAUGGGGGUGAUGGGGGUGAUAGGGGUGAUGGGGCUGAUGGGGGUGAUGGGGAUGAUGGGGGUGAUGGGGGUGAUGGGGGUGAUGGGGAUGAUGGGGGUGAUGGGGGUGAUAGGGGUGAUCGGGGUGAUGGGGGUGAUGAGGGUGAUGGGGGUGAUGGGGGUGAUGGGGGUGAUGGGGAUGGUGAUGGGGGUGAUGGGGAUGAUAGGGGUGAUCGGGGUGAUCGGGGUGAUCGGGGUGAUGGGGAUGAUGGGGGUGAUGGGGGUGAUGGGGGUGAUGAGGGUGAUGGGGGUGAUGGGGGUGAUGGGGGUGAUGGGGAUGGUGAUGGGGGUGAUGGGGAUGAUAGGGGUGAUCGGGGUGAUCGGGGUGAUGGGGAUGAUGGGGGUGAUGGGGGUGAUGGGGGUGAUGAGGGUGAUGGGGGUGAUGGGGUGAUGGGGGGGGUGAUGGGGUGA